AUUUGAGUGUUACCACAACCCGUCUUGUGUGAACUUCCUGUUUCUUUCCGUGCCAAGCACGGUUUUCAACUGUAGUGUAGUGCAGUGCAAACAAACUACAGUACUAAUGUCUCGAUUUGGUGCAAAUAUGAAUUUAGAACAACCGUCUAAAAAUAUUGCGGAGCAAAAUAAGUUGACAAGCCCAAUUUCUACGCCAGAAGGGAACGACCCCAAGAGAGGACCGCUGAAAAGAACUCCAUUUUCAAAGUUCAGGAAAGUGAACUCUAACUUCAAAUCACCAGGUCAAGUGACCAAGACUUGUCAAGUGAGUCCUGACGAAGAGGUGGAGGAACUGGAGAGGAAGCGAAUGCAGCUGGAUGCUGAGAUUGCACAGCUGGAGUUGGAAGGAUACAAAGAGGACGAGCUGGACUAUCACAUUGAUAUGCUGCAUGAGUACAAUGACAUCAAGGACAUUGGACAGUCUCUCCUGGGCAGAAUAGCUGUUCUACGCGGGACCACCACACGCGACCUCUACAGCCACUUCGGUCUGGAACUGGAUGAUUGACAGUAAAAAGAACAGCUUUGAAGAUGUUUGUAAUGUGGAGCUUUAAUUUAUAUGGACAUUUGUCUAAACAAGAGUACAGUAGAUGCAAACACAAUUACUUUUCUGGUGUUUAUUUUUGAUAAAAAUGUUAAAUGUG
This is a messenger RNA of Syngnathoides biaculeatus (alligator pipefish), 680 nucleotides long. It is a transcript of the gene swi5, whose product is annotated as SWI5 homologous recombination repair protein. The transcript has 5 exons. NCBI's taxonomy places the organism in Eukaryota, Metazoa, Chordata, Actinopteri, Syngnathiformes, Syngnathidae. Gene Ontology annotation, biological process: double-strand break repair via homologous recombination. Bases 107 to 544 code for a protein of 145 amino acids. Gene Ontology annotation, cellular component: Swi5-Sfr1 complex; Swi5-Swi2 complex. The record is from RefSeq and is a predicted model, not a curated record.